Messenger RNA from Nezara viridula (southern green stink bug), 922 nucleotides. Lineage: Eukaryota; Metazoa; Arthropoda; Insecta; Hemiptera; Pentatomidae. The record is from the annotation of a GenBank genome assembly.
AUUCACCUGAGAUGCUCAGAGAGAAUUAACAUCAUGUGGCUAUUAAAACUUUUAGGUUAUCCAAUAAAUAAAUAAAAAUUGAUUAAGAAACCAAAUGUCUAGGAGCAACUAAUGAGUUAAUAUGGGUGUUGUUCUCAUCACUGGAAAAACGAUCAGCUUUCUUACUCUCUUUUGGAAAUCUUUUAAUGAAUAAUAAGCUGUCAGUAAUUCAAGAUAGAUUACUGAAUGAAUCAAACCAUCCAUAAAAUCUUAAAAUGUGAAGAAAUAAGAAUGUUGAAAGAAUGAAGUUCACUGAACUGUUUGGCAAUUUAUUUCUUACUGGAACUGCAACUUGGGCACUCUUAACAACGAAAUCAUCUUUUCAAUACGAUUCUCUAUCAUACAGUUUCUUCCUUUCAGUAGGAAUAAGCAGAUUCUUGGCUAAUUUAGCAAACAAUCCUAGAGUGACCCGCUUCACGAAGACAAAAUCCCAAAAUUCUUUGGCGUUCGCAACUGCGCUACUUUCUACAGAAUUUUGUCUUGUCGCAGGAAUGGAUAAAACACUAGCUUCUUCUAACUUGCUUCUUCCACUUUUAAAUUUGCUGACGAAACGUAAGGAUGAUGAAAAAAUGUUGGAAACAUCAAGAUGGUACAGUACAGUGCUUUUGUUAUGUGCUUCCAAUACUCAUGAUUUGAAAAUUGGCUACGUGCUUACCUUUAUUCUGCUAUUGACUGAUCCAAAAGUGAGUAACUUUUCAGCAUACAUAAUGGCAGCAAGUAUUAUACUUGCAGUGCCAAGUCUGAAUGCAUUAAAACAACUUUCCUAGUGCGAAUAUUAUUUAUUUAAUUAUAUUAUAAAUACUUAUAUUAUACUUAAUAUACAACACAUUCUUGAAUAACCCAUUUAUAUCACAAAAAAAGUUAUAAAUAAAGCAGUAGAAAC